Trifolium pratense (red clover) is the source of this 3635-nucleotide messenger RNA. RefSeq names its product vacuolar sorting protein 39-like. Gene Ontology annotation, cellular component: cytoplasm; membrane. Bases 212 to 3163 code for a protein of 983 amino acids. Gene Ontology annotation, biological process: intracellular protein transport; vesicle-mediated transport; endosomal vesicle fusion. The transcript is spliced from 12 exons. NCBI's taxonomy places the organism in Eukaryota, Viridiplantae, Streptophyta, Magnoliopsida, Fabales, Fabaceae. The record is from RefSeq and is a predicted model, not a curated record.
CAGUUGUCUCUACUCUGAACAACCAAAGCAUGAGCGUUCCCCGCCUUCACGAACACAAAAAGUGAGAAGAAAGAAAAAAAAAUUCCAACUUCAAACAAUCCUCCCACUAAACGACACCGUUUGCGAAAUUUCCAUUUCGUUCAUCGAUGCAUCUUCUCAACCAAUCCCAAACAACAGAACAAUCACAAUCACAAUCACAUUUACACUCGCAAUGGUUCACAGUGCCUACGAUUCCUUCGAGCUUCUCACAAAUUCUCCAUCCAAAAUCGAAUCCAUCGAAUCCUACGCUUCUAAAAUCCUCUUAGGAUGCACUGACGGAUCUCUCCUCGUUUACGCGCCGGCAUCGGAGGAAAUGCGGAAUGAAACAUAUACAUUAGAGAGAAACCUAAAAGGAUUUGCGAGAAGGCCUGUGAUUUCAAUGCUGGUGGUGGAAUCGAGAGAGCUUCUUCUCUCGCUAUCGGAAUCCAUCGCGUUUCAUAAGCUUUCUACAUUUCAAACCAUUGCUGUUAUUACUAAGGCGAAAGGUGCUCAUGCUUUUUGCUGGGAUGAACAGAGAGGUUUAUUGUGCUUUGCUAGACAGAAGCGAGUGUGUAUCUUUAGACACGACGGUGGUAGAGGGUUUGUGGAGAUGAAAGACUUUGGUGUUCCUGAUGUGGUGAAGUCAAUGAGUUGGUGUGGUGUGAAUAUAUGUCUGGGGAUUAGAAAAGAGUAUGUGAUUCUGAAUGCUACAAAUGGUGCAAUAUCUGAAGUUUUUACUUCUGGGAGGAUAGCACCACCUUUGGUGGUAUCACUUCCUUCUGGAGAGCUCCUUCUGGGCAAGGAGAAUAUUGGUGUCAUUGUGGACCAAAAUGGAAAACUUCGUCCAGAUGGUAGGAUUUGUUGGUCAGAGGCCCCAUCAGAAGUCGUAAUUCAGAAGCCAUAUGCUUUAGCCCUGCUGCCAAGAUUUGUGGAGAUUCGAUCUCUCCGAGCUCCAUAUCCAUUGAUACAAACAAUAGUUUUUCGAAACAUUCGCCAUCUUCGCCAGAGCCAUAACUCAGUGAUCAUUGCUUUAGAAAAUUCUGUGCAUGGCCUCUUUCCUGUUCCUGUUGGAGCCCAGAUUGUCCAAUUAACAGCCGCAGGUAACUUUGAAGAAGCUUUGUCAUUGUGCAAGCUCCUUCCACCCGAAGAUUCAAAUCUUCGUGCUGCAAAGGAGGGUUCAAUUCAUAUAAGAUAUGCCCACUAUCUUUUUGACAACGACAGCUAUGAGGAGUCAAUGGAGCAUUUCCUAGCAUCUCAAGUAGAUAUAACUCAUGUGCUUUCUCUGUACACAUCCAUUAUCCUUCCGAAGACAACUAUUGUUCAUGAUCCAGAUAAAUUGGACAUUUUUGGGGAUGCUAUGCCUCUCUCCAGAGGUUCUUCGGCUAUGUCUGAUGAUAUGGAACCCUCUCCAGAAUUGGAUGACAAUGCAGAACUUGAAUCAAAAAAAAUGAGCCAUAAUAUGCUUAUGGCUCUCAUAAAAUAUUUGCAGAAGAAGAGACCUAGUAUUAUUGAGAAGGCCACAGCAGAAGUAACUGAGGAAGUUGUUUUUGAUGCAGUUGGUAAUAACUUUGCAUCCAAUAACAGUAAUAGGUUUAAGAAAAUAAACAAGGGGCGUGGUAGUGCACCUGUUAGUUCGGGAGCUCGGGAGAUGGCUUCAGUAUUGGAUACUGCUCUACUCCAAGCAUUGCUUCUAACUGGACAACCUUCUAUGGCUGAAAAUUUGUUGAGAGGUCUUAACUACUGUGAUUUGAAAAUAUGUGAAGAGAUGCUUCAAGAAGGCAGUUAUCAUGUUGCUUUAGUAGAACUUUACAAGUGCAACUCCAUGCACCGGGAAGCCCUUGAACUUAUUGAUAAAUUGGUGAAAGAAUCAAAGUCUAGCCAAUCUAAGAUUGUACAUAGAUUCAAUCCCGAGGCCAUCAUCGAGUACCUCAAGCCACUUUGUGAAACAGACCCAACACUUGCUCUAGAGUACUCCAUGCUUGUUCUUGAAAGCUGCCCAACCCAAACUAUACAGCUCUUUUUGUCUGGAAAUAUUCCAGCAGAUAUGGUUAACUUAUAUUUGAAGCAACAUGCUCCAAACUUGCAAGCCACAUACUUGGAGCUCGUGCUUUCAACGAAUGAGGAUGCUGUCUCUGGAACAUUGCAAAAUGAAAUGGUACAUAUCUAUCUUUCUGAAGUACUUGAUUGGCAUGCUGAUUUAAGUUCUCAACAUCAAUGGGACGAAAAGGUUUAUUCCCCUAAAAGGAAAAAAUUAUUGUCUGCCUUGGAGAGUAUAUCAGGAUAUAAUCCAGAAACUCUGCUUAAACUUCUUCCGUCAGAUGCUUUAUACGAAGAGCGGGCAAUAUUGUUUGGAAAAAUGAACCAGCAUGAACUAGCAUUAUCUUUGUAUGUUCAUAAGCUUCAUGUUCCAGAACUGGCAUUGUCAUAUUGUGAUCAUGUGUAUGAUUCUACCCAUAAGCCUUCUGUAAAAUCUCCCAGCAACAUAUACUUGAUGCUUCUGCAAAUCUAUUUGAAUCCACGGAGGACGACUGUGAACUAUGAAAAGAAAAUUUCAAAUAUAUUAUCCCCACAGAGUAAAUCCCUUCGAAGGGUUGCUUCAAAAUCAUUAUCAAGAACUAGAAGUCGAGGAUCAAGGAAAAUUGCUGCAAUAGAGAUUGCAGAGGACACAAAAACUAGUCUGACUAGCGACAGUGGUAGGAGUGAUGCUGACAUGGAUGAAUUUAUUGAGGAAGGAAGUACUUCUAUCAUGCUUGAUGAGGCCCUCGAUUUGUUAAGUCGCAGGUGGGAUAGAAUCAAUGGAGCCCAAGCCCUUAAACUCCUACCAAAAGAGACCAAAUUGCAGAACUUGCUUCCAUUUCUUGGACCCCUUGUGAGAAAAUCUAGUGAAAUGUACCGUAAUUGCUCAAUUGUCAGGAGCUUGAGACAGAGUGAGAACCUUCAGGUGAAAGAUGAACUCUACAGUAAGAGAAAAGAAGUUAUAAAGAUUAGUGGUGAUAACAUGUGCUCCUUGUGCAAUAAGAAAAUAGGGACUAGUGUUUUUGCAGUUUAUCCGAAUGGGAAAACUCUAGUGCAUUUUGUCUGUUUCAGAGAUUCUCAAAGUAUGAAAGCUGUCGCCAAAGGGUCUCCGUGCAAAAAGGCAUUUUAAAAAGAGUUAUACUAUUCAGACACAAGUUUCUGGACACCGUAUCCUAACAUGGUACCAAAUACAUAAGGAUGGGGUGUGUUUGCAGACCAAGGUGAGAGAAAAUAUUAUUAAAAAAGACCAAAAGUGUACGCCGGCCGUAUUGUUAUACAGUGUCAGUGGUAUGAUUUGUGUUUUCAAAUCAUUUCUGCUUUGAAAAUGGGUAUUGAAAUGAAAAGUUGAGGUGAAUAUGCUUAAGAGAUCAGCUUGUACUAGUUUGAACUUUUUAGCUUGUAAAUGUUGGUUUGUUUUUUUGGUUAAAUAUAAGCAUUAAAAGGGAAUAGAUAUUUUUCUCUCCUUUCACCCAGUUUUUUUCUAAAGUAAGUUUAGUGUGUGUUUGGUUCUACGGCGACAAAAAUUGAUUUUAUUAUAAAUAAGUUGAAUGUAAAAUGAUUUUUAUAUAUAUAUAAAGUGAGUUGAAGUUUGAGUGUAAAAA